Xenia sp. Carnegie-2017 is the source of this 787-nucleotide messenger RNA. Its product is annotated as inner centromere protein-like. The transcript has a single exon. NCBI's taxonomy places the organism in Eukaryota, Metazoa, Cnidaria, Anthozoa, Malacalcyonacea, Xeniidae. The coding region runs from base 1 to 759 and encodes 252 amino acids. The record is from RefSeq and is a predicted model, not a curated record.
AUGAAGUGGACGGCAAAGCAUGAUGUCGAACUGUGCAAAGAAGUUGUUGUGUCAAGACAUUUUGAAACAAGAAAAAAAUCUCUUGAAAGAGGAAAGGUGUGGGAAGCCGUUGCUAAGAAGUUAGAGCAACAUGACCACCUUUGCUUUCGUGUUGACCAGCGUGCAGUAGGAGACAGAGUGCGAAAAUUGCUUGCAAACUAUUGCAAGAAAGAAAGAGAAGAAAUAAAUGCAAGUGGCAUUCCUCCAGAAGCAACUGAGCUGGAUGAUUUACUUGAAGAAAUUUAUGCUAGAGAAAAAGCUAGUGAUGUUGUUGCUGCUGAGGCUACAGCUGCAGAAAGAAGAAAAAAUAAUGCAGACAAAGAAGCAGCAGAGGAGAUAAGGAGAAGGGCUAUGGAAAACCUAUCCGAAACCAGGAAGCGAAAGGAAAGCAAGCAACGUGGUGCUAGAAAAAAAGUUAGGAAAGGAGGAGAUUCUACUUUAGAGUUUCUAAGAGAAAAGGGGGAGAAAGAAAGAAAAUUAAGAGAGGAAAGCUUAAAAUUGGAAAGAGAGAAAAUAGAAAUGCAAAGGCUGCAAAUACAGAAUGAGAAAGAAAGUCAACAGCAAUUCAUGGAGAAACAAAAUCAGUUGCUGCAAAACAUGAUUGAAUUGCAAAGGCAACAAAACCAGCAAAUUCAAGCAAAUCAAAUGUUACUGGUUCAACAACAGCAACAACUAUCACAAGCCCUAGUAGCUCUUUUAUCAAAAAUUGCUGACAAAUAAACUAAUCAUGUUUUUUUUAACAAAAAUU